AUGUCGGAAGACCUCGCCAAGCAGCUGGCGAGCUACAAGGCUCAGCUGCAGCAGGUGGAGGCCGCGCUGUCCGGCAACGCCGAGAACGAGGACCUGCUCAAGCUCAAGAAGGACUUGCAGGAAGUCAUAGAAUUAACCAAAGAUCUCCUUUCAACACAACCUUCAGAAGCUCUUGCCAGUUCUGACAGUUCUGCUUCUGCUCUGCCCAGCCACUCCUGGAAAGUUGGGGACAGAUGUAUGGCAAUAUGGAGUGAAGAUGGACAGUAAGUGUAGAAAACUUCUCUAACAGUUACAUGAAAUAGUGCAAUGGUAAGAAACUUUCAUUCAGCUUGAACCGCCCACUAGGGCAAUUUGAAAGCAGAAGGAUAUCAGGCAAGAAAUAUGAUAUUAGCUGUCAUUAUAUUCACUUAUUAAAGGUCAGUAGUGUAGCUGCAAACUAAAGAGAUUUGGGGUCAUUUUUUGGAAAUGCUGUAAUA
Tinamus guttatus (white-throated tinamou) is the source of this 476-nucleotide messenger RNA. Lineage: Eukaryota; Metazoa; Chordata; Aves; Tinamiformes; Tinamidae. The record is from RefSeq and is a predicted model, not a curated record.